GGCGUUUCAUCCGCGCCUCUGUGACCGCCAGUCGCGUGGCUGCAUCACCGCGCGUCGGACCGCGGUGAAUCGUGCUCCCCUUCGUGGUCCUGCAAAGUUGUGCUACCACUCCAAGGAUCCCGUUGGGAAGCAGUCACUUUCAAUCGCGUGGCGAGACGCUACUCGAGUGGUUGGUGUGUGAGCUGACCGUGCCUCUCGUCUUCGAGACCAUUCAGACGUUUUGACGGCAUCUCUAUCCGGCGCUCCGCGCGCACGCUCCGGCUGCGACCAAUUGGGUGCCUACACUGUCCUGAAGCAUCGGCAUCGGUCGUUUCGUUUGACGUGUGGUACGUACGGAGAGAGUCAAGCGCUGCAUCGAAGGCCGGGUAGGCGGCAUCUACUCGUGGAUGAUAAGAAAGGAAGGGAACUUUCGUGACGAGAAGAGCCCACCGGCCAGACUCAUGCUGCCGAGAUAAACACAUCGGCAAGGAACUCUUGCCGACAGCGUCGGCACCACGAGAGAGUCCCGGUACCCAGUGCAAUGGCGUCACUACGACUAUGGUGCGGGAGGCGAGCCGUCGCCGUGCUGCCCAUGUCUGCGCUAUGCUUUGGGACGGUGGUGCUGCUGUCGUGCCUGGCUUCUAGCGCGUCGGCCGCCCCGUACGGAGGAAGCCAAUGGCUGCGAGUGCCCUUCAAGUACCACAACUACGAGGAUAUGACGGGAGUGCUGAUCAACGCGACGUCCGUCAGGCCGGACCUGGCGACACUUUACUCCGUCGGACAGUCGAGACAAGGUCGAGAGCUGUGGGUUCUCAUGCUGUCGUCGCGUUCGACGAAUGGCAAACUGCUGAAGCCCUCCAUGAAAUACGUCGCGAACAUGCACGGGAACGAGGUUGUGGGCAAGGAGCUCAUGCUUCAGCUGAUAGCCCACCUGAUCAACGGAUACGACAUCGACCCGCGCAUCCGGUGGCUGCUGGACAACACUAACGUCCACAUCAUGCCCAGUAUGAACCCCGACGGCAUGUCCAUCUCAAGAGAAGGACAGUGCGUGGGCCUGCGUGGUCGGUACAACAGUGCGGGCGUGGACCUGAAUCGCAACUUCCCGGACCCGAGUCACACGGUGCGCAACGUGGAGGAGCCGGAGACGGCGGCGGUGCGCAAGUGGAUCGACACCAUCCCUUUCGUGCUCUCGGGCAACUUGCACGGGGGCGCCAUGCUGGUUCGGUACCCGUAUGACGACACGUACGGACAGAACACCGUGGAGUCGAAGACGCCCGAUGACGACGUGUUCCAGCACCUGGCGCGUACCUACUCCUUCAACCACCCGACCAUGCGACAGUUCUCAUGUGAGCGCCAGACCUUCCACGACGGCAUCGUCAACGGCGCCAAGGUGCAAACGCACGCAGGCAGCAUGCCGGACUACACGUACGUGCAAGGAGGCUGCAUGGAGGUGACUCUAGAGCUGUCGUGCUGCAAGCACCCACUGUCGUAUCAGCUGAAGCGUUUCUGGACGGACAACAGGAAGCCUCUCAUGAAGUUGCUUGAAGAAUCGCACAGAGGUCUGCGAGGAAUCAUCACGGAUGAUGAAGGGUACCCCGUGACAAACGUCAGGCUCAUGAUCAAAGGACGAUACAUGCCAUUCAGAACAAGCCCCAAAGGCGAGUACUGGAGGAUCUUGCUGCCUGGCACGUAUACACUGAUGGCAUCGUCUCCUGAACACAACGACGCUGAGGUGCCCGUCCAGAUCGUCGAAGGUCAAACGACAGUCGUAAACAUCACGCUGGUUCGCAAGGUCCGCUCCUACUACCCGUCCGGCGUCGAAUACGACAAGUCUAGGCCCAGCCACAGCGACUUUUAUAGCAACGUAAAGCCAAACCUCGAAGACGAAUACGACGUCGACACGACCGACAACUCACUAGUCGGCUCCCAACUUUAACAACCUGGAUCCCUUCGUUGCGCAAGGCAAGAACGCGGCAGUUCAAGAAACGGAGGCUUCCCCUAAACAGUCGAUAGCGGACUACUAUCGCACUCUCUACCAAGCAAUACGAACUCUCUCAAAUGAAGAAUGCACGCCACAAGCCAGUGGACUUCAACACAAACUCGCACACUAAUGGACCUUCCAAUUUCCAGGAGCUACCACUCGAGAGGCGGGCGUACACGUCCGCAGGAAGCAGUCCGGUUGGCACCACGGUGAUUCAGCGUCGCACCUCCGUCGACGACGAGCCAGAGUUCCUCGAAAACACCCAACUCGAAGACCCGCUGAACUACAGCUACCCGGUGACGGCCAUUCCGAGAGCUGACACCCGCUCCCACAGCACUACCGCCCCAUACACGAUCAGAAGAGCCGGUUGAAGUCGUUCACCAUGGUGGCGCUCAAGAACGGACCAGUCUCGUUUGUUUACGACAGUGGAGUCCCCCAGAACCAAACGACUACGACGAGUGCGAAUCGUGACGUAACGCAGAACGAUGCGCGCAUUCCUGACACCAGCCACUUUUGACGACGUCUCUGCCGCUACCAGAAUACCACCGAUUUCUAGCACUGGAAAAUGGGCUGACGGGUGGUCCUCUGGAAAUGACCCUUAGGACCGACACCAUGAAUGUCAGUGGACAAAGAGGGCCGGCGAGGUAUACUACUAUUGUACUGGACAAAAACAAAACGGUGGCAACGUGGCAGGCCCAGCAACGCCCGUCGACCCCAUAUCCCACAAAUGCUCCCGUGUUCAGGACCCAAAUGACAGUCUCAUCACCCGGUGUUACUCAAUAUGAGCAAUCAACUGGUCGCGAGAAGGGGACGUUAUCAACAAACCAUGCCCAAACUAUUGGCACAGCACAGCACAACACUCAGUCAUACGACUAAUAGUGGAUACGCCAUAGCAGAUGACGAUACGCAGAGCAUUUCACAGCGUUCUAAAACCGCACGAACUACCAAAGGUAUAAUCACAGUUACUGGUGAAUACAAGACAAUGACUCCUCCCUCUGAUAACAAAGGGGGCGUCAAUACUGCACCUAACAGACAGGUGCCAGAGAAGGUGUUCUACAUGCCAGAGCCUUCCAAUGGAAGGCCGCAGUCACACCGUAUGGUCAGUAUGUCACUUCAAGACACAUUUCCCGCUUCUAUAUUUUCCAGUAAGACUACAGGAGUUCGAGGCGUCCACGUCAUAUUUCACCGACCCGGAGACCAGUUCGAGAUUGUCUGGGUCUGAAAAAAGUUUGCCAGAUGCACCAGGUGCAGAUUUAAGCACACACUUUCCAUCUCCCCCCGAAAGUCGACCACAUGAUCAACCGGUUCAAGAAACGCCAACACAGGCUCCCCCAUCACCCUCGCCUCCAACUGCUUCAUUGGUUACUACUACAAAAAGAAUAAGGCCUACCGAAGAGGCUUACUUAAACAAUGAAGAUGUGACUAGUAGCGUUGAAUAUGACUCCGAAGAUUCGCUGUCACCAGGAAGAACAAAGUCGAGCGGCAGGCCAACCGUAACUACUACAAGACAACCAACGCAAAACGCUGUCUCAGGUGUUUCGACUUUACUAGAACGUAACUACCCUGCGAGAUUACCGAUGGUGGAUACUGUAACCGGAGUAGAAGGACAAGGAACACCUAGAGCCUUGAGUAGGCGGCCUAACAACACCGGUAAGUUGAAGGCGAAUGACCCAGAAUAUACAGUCCAGCCACAAGACAAGCAGCGACCUCCGUUGUCCUACAGGAGUCCACCUUCUCCUACGGAGAUAUUUGAGCGGACUCGGCAAAGAACACGAAAUUUGACCUCUCCGACACGAAAAUCAGCGUCAAAUUUCGGCACGUCUCUUUAUUCUUGGACGAAAAUAGGAAACGUCGCAUUUGGCACGUUUCCAUCUAAUAUAGAGCCAUCGAAAGGAACUUCCUCAGAAGGUGUCGACGACGAGCCAUUCAGGAGGAUACCCAAGACUGCGCAAGCUAGAGCAACGACAAAGAACCACGAGGCAGGUGCAAAAGUGCAUUCGACAGCAUCAGCCAGUCAGGGUGAGCCUGCACACACAACGUCGAGGUACCGCCAAAUGACAGUCCACACACAUAAGCCACUAACACCAACUAUUGAUGUUGAUCAGCCGUAGGCCAACUGCACAAACUAUCGGAGCAUCUUUGUAUUACAGCACAGAAAAGGAUGAGCCCAGUUCACUAGGUUUACAUCAUGCAUCGUCAAUACAUGGCACUGACGACCACCAGGAGCAGCGCUCGAAGUCGCUCACUUAUACACAAACCAAGGAUACCGAGGGAACCCGAGCGACAACAAGUACAAGGUCCUUUAUUACAACGAAGAAAUAUUCAGUUGGCCCUCGACAUAGGUUUGCACCAAAGCCAAUGACAAGCAGUCAUCUACGACGUCCAUAUGUCUCAGCAACGGAGGAGCCGCCAGCAGGCACACAAGUGUCUGAAUUACAUGGUAAACAGACCACCGGUAUCGAAACUUCGCUCCAAGAGAAUGGUGAAAGUGCAGGUUCAACAGUUGCGAGAGCCACAGCAGCACGGACCACGCAGAGAGUAGAAGGAGCGUCGGUAGGAAUCUCGCGCCCGGUGUUCGCAGAACAUUCACGAUCAAUUUUUUCUGAGGAACAUGCGAAAGAAGAUUCGCUGAACAGUGAACGCGAACUGACCGAGUCAUCUCCCUAUGAGCCCCAUUCUCCACAAGAGUUUGUCGUACGAGGGAGCGUAGUAACAAUGACAGAACCGACAGUCGGAAACAAGGCAAAAUACACGUCCUCCACGAGGGCAACUAGCAGCGCAAUACGGACACUCAAGCCUGGCUCAAGGCACUGUUCCGAGCUCAUCACAACGCCGCACGUCCCGGCCUCCACAGCAUGCUCGAACGGAAACAGUCAGACCUAUUAAAAGGCCCGUAGUCCAUUUUAACGCAGCAGAUAAGGGCAGCUAUGUUCCUGCUCCUACUCAAGGAUCGCAAUUACCGUUUCUCCAGGGGCCUCAAUCCACUCAGCCACGACGAACUAAUAGGCCGCAACGGCCAUCAGCACGCUUCUUGCUGAAGCACGGAAAAACACGCCAUAUACGGCUACUUUGCAAACAACGUUGACAGCGAGGCCGAGGACCGCUCUUCCAACAUCCCAAGACUCGCCACAAGUUUUAAAGCAGCGUAUCACCGAAACGCCUCAAGUGUCGCAGCAAUCGUACAGUAUACCUCAUAGAGAACCUUCAUCUUCUCAGCAGGCUAUGAAUUCUCGUCCUUCUGACCAGUCCUUGACAGACACCACCCCCUCAAUUUCCGGGCCAUCCCCUAGCCAUUACCGGGAGGCAGUCACAAACAGCAAGGUAUCUUCGACUUCUUCAGAAUCGCAUGCAAACACAGACCUUGGCGCAGACACUUUGAAGCAAUAUGCAGGUGCGGAACAAACUUCACCGUAUGACCAAGAUAACUCGAAACCACUUACAUAUAUAACGAUGCCAACCGACAAGGCUGAGUCCCAAGACACUUCUCAUUCCCGAGCACCAGCUUACCCGACGGCAGCGUUCACAUCGUACAAACCAUCACUGCCUCCACAGUCUCAAUCAGCGACAUAUGAACGGGGUACACCGAGACCUGCACCAAGAGAACAUGUCACGAUUGCCGCUAGGCCGAGAGAGCAACUCACAAGGCCAAAAACGUUAAGCGAAGCAUCCGCGCAUUCGCAGGAAUCAUUCCCGUAUAAAAAUAUCGAUCUAAAACAAGACGAACAAACAUCAUCGCAAGAACCAACGGGACUUGGAAGAAUGGUAUUAAAGGAGCUAACAGCAGCACAGGUCUCUAGCCAUCCAGAAAAGGUCUUCAAGAUUCAAGGCACUGUAACGCUAGAAAAUGCAAGCCUGAGAGUACAAGAUACGACAAGUGGCAUGCCUAUAAGCGUGACGCUUACCCCAAGACCAUCUGACAUUGAUCAUGGCUCACGGCAGACUACAAUAGAUCAGCAGAUUUCCACAGGAAUUCCUCAAAGCAAUGGAAAUGAGCAUCGAAUUUUCCCAGCGAGAACACCGUCAAGAACGACACGGCCAGGAACGCAAAGUCCACCGCUAUACACCGAGACGAGUCAAAGCCGGCCCUAUAGGCCUACUGUUCCACCGCGAUUCUCAACAUCCAGUAUACAGAAGCCACACAGUUCCCUUGAAACAUUACCAGCAGAUAGAACACCAUCAACGUUUAAUGCAUCUGCAAAAAGUAGUCCUGCGAGCCGCGGGGACGAGCUCCAGUAUGUUGAUGAAAGCACUAACAGUGUUCCUGCAGUAUCAACACAGUCUCAGGCAAAUGAAGGUCUCGUACCCACGACAUCUAGAGGUUACAUAACGACCCAACGUAAUCAGGAACAUCAGCAGCACGCAAGAACUUCCUACGCAGACCACACAUAUAUUCCGACAAGCAGUCAAAGUCAAGGGCAGGCGCAAGUUGAUCAGUUUCGAGAAACGGCGCAGCCAGUCACAGGUAAUCAUGAGACUGCAUCACCACCACAACCAACUGACCCGGACAUAUCAACUCAAGGAACGGCAACUGCGAAUGGUGGAACUAGACAAGCAUACGGAGGCGCUUCUGAGGGGAAGUUCACUCCUACUUCUCGCACAAUCAGGCCCCCUCAGUCUCCCCAUUUAUGUCCCAAGAACACACUCGUCAUGUAUCCUCUGAAGAACUUAAAACAACUCUGCUGCGUGCAAUUCAAGAACCGAACACGGUUGCAUUCACAGUGACACAGAGACAACAAGACGUAGCAAACACUUCGACUCCAAGGUACACCAAUGAGUACGCUUUCACGACAAAGCACGGACUAAACAAGUCUGAAGCGGUUUCAACGCCAGCGGAAAAUGCUGAAGACACACGGCAACAGCACCAGAUAAGUGAGAGACCCACAAUGACCCAGUCUACUUAUGGAACACAGCGCCAGCGCCAGCCUUUCAGGGAAACGCCUGAGGAAAAACUUCAAGUCCGUCCUUCGACGACACCUGUUUUGUUCGAAUAUGAUCCUCAGACUCGAAAUUAUGUGAAAGCGACGCACCACAGCGUGUCUUCUGGAAGUACUCCGGGUGGCAACAUCGUUUCAACGCAUGAACGGCAGAACCAACAGCGUCCUGAAAGAAUGCAGUAUUCAGUGCCUACCCACGAUACGCAGGUGCCCAACGAAACUGACAAGCUUUCUAGAAAUACAGGUCAUACGGAAAACGAUGGGCUAGUGACGGCCCCAGAAAAGACAAUAACUCAAAACUUUCAGCAAGAUCCUCUUAUCGAAACAGUCUCCACAGGAGCAGUUGUGCAUCAGAAACCGACAGGUUCGCCAACGGUAUCACAUCAUGGAUCUACAGCCCAACAUGAAGAGGAAAGGCAACCUUUGCAUGUUCCACAGGAGCACACAACCCAGACUGCAUAUCCGAAAACCCGGGGAUCUGCAAGUGGCCUCGGUGUACAUGCGCCUCAAAACCAACACCACACAACACAGACAAAAACUCCAGUGCUCCUGACCCUUGAAGACAUUCCACCUGAACAGUUGCGCAGAGCCAUCGCUCUUCUCUUAAGAACGUCCUCGUUAAAGAACCCAGAUGACGCUAAGUCGUGAGAGUUCAGUAACACCACCGGAACACAAAGCUACUACGCCACAGAACGCUCAAACAGAAAUUGGUAGUAAUGUUCACCUGGGCUUAUCUCACUAUGAACCUACUUCUGCUGAGUUACCAAAAACUUUCACUCCCGCUUCUGUCUCCAGUGUUCCAUCGCACACUCAACCGUUACCGCAAAAGCAGCUAAGCGCAUCUCUUGUAGAUGGCAUGCGUCCCUAUCAAGACGGAACACGUCACCCGAAUGGCGCAUCUCGAGGGGAAGGUGACCAUCAUGCGUACACGAUUGAUAGAUCACCUCCCGUGACGGGACACCCUGAGCAGCAUGCUUUUCCCGAAUCGCUCAUGGCCUACCACGACCACCAGGAGGUUCACACCGUGCCACCUCAGCUUGUAAAUCAUCAGAACGUUAGGACCACAACGUCGGCAGAAACGUCAACUGAAUUACCCGAUAUUGAAGGCAAAGUUCCAGAUUUCUCAACUGCUGGACACUCAGGAGAAGUUAUUCAUGUGAAACAUUUGACGAAUCGUCCCGUUAGCAGGGUUCCAUCAGGCAUUUCAAACAGCUUCGGUGAGCUACCCAAACAUACGCACACUUUUGACAGACCUUCAUCUCACGAAGAACAUAGAAACUCUGCGGAAAAGAGUAUUCACACGGAGCAACCUUCUGCGGGCGAAUUAUUUUCUGGUGGUCAUCACACUGGAACACUAAGUUCGCAGGAGUUGACAUCUCAAGCACCCGUUUCAAAGGAUGUUCGGUACGUGCCUCACGACAUAUUUACUCCAGCUACUCCACCACCACCAAGCGUGAUCACCACACUCCCGCCCUCAUCGCUGGCACCACCUCCGCAUCCUUUUCGGUCACAGCAAUGGGCCCACAACUGUGAGACCCAGGGUGCCUACAACACCACCGCCCCUGCCUAGCAGCGAAGAGGAAUACAGCGCCGAGCUCGCAAAAGCCAUAGCGAUUUUUCACCGCCUCAUUAAACCGGAACAUUCGCCCCCAGAAAAAAUGACUCCUGUUAGUUCGCCACCUACAAAGCAGGCCUUCAACAAUCCUACCACACAACCAGGACCCACAGUCACAGGUGGGGGUUUCACCAACACACAACAGUUUUCGGCGCACCCAACGCAGCUACUCAAUGCUCAGCAGGGCAUUUUCCUCGACCGAUUGCGCACCAUCCAGCAAAACACACCAGCUCACCUUCUCCCUUCGACAUCACUUAACUCACCAUUGCGUCUCACCACAGAUCCGAUGACACUUUUCAACACAAAUCUACACCCGAUUCAAAUAAAUGGUCAACUGAACUCCCCCUUGACGACUGGACAGUGGGCAGCUGCUUUUCGAAGACAACGGCAGUCUACUAAAAUCGAGGUCUUCUAGAGACACGCCGGCUAAGUGCUGCUUCGAUUUACCAAAUGGGAGAUUUGUCUUCAAGAUUGGGAAAAAGAAGAAAUGAUAGCAGCGGUUUUGUCUUUCUUCUUCUUUAGAAUGAACUUCUGGCCUCUCAAUGAUGGACACUGCGUUCGAGACAAUCUUUUGAAGGCUGCCGAACAUGGCAAAAAUGGACGAGUUCCAAAAUCUUUGUGUGACAUGCUUAAAGUGAGUGCGUUGUGCAGACUCCGAGACUAGAAUCACUCUGUAGUUUUCAAGAACUGUUGAGAAGCCGUAAUUCCCUGUCCAUCUUGUUUUCUGGAAGAAUGCGGAAGUCAGAGGAGUGGAACGUACUUAUGCCACCACGCUUGAAGCAAACAGAUCGAAAAGCGCAUAGCGAUAAUUACUGCAGGUGUCCAAGGACAAAAAGUGGUUUCAUUCACCACUAAUCAGUUGGAGAACUUUAUGUGCUCUGGGAGGUGCAAGGUGAUCGUUUUGUUGUGUCGAAGCCAGUGCACCACCCUACGGAUUAUUGCUCUGUGCAACCAGUGAGUUGUUCGUGUGGUGACUAGUACUCUGUUAAGCAUUGUAGCUGGCGCUGCUGGCAGUGCGAUGAACCAUACAGCAGGCCACAUCAGUGGGGACGUUCAUACGCAGUGGGCUAGUGUGUUGUGCAGUGAAAUGGUGUCGAACUUUGUUCUAAGGUGUUUUGUGGAAAGGACAAUGAUGUUACGCGAUGGACAUGGUGCGUGCUUGAGUUGUAUUUUUUAUACAUUGUGCUGUUGAAGUAUGGUGCUGGAAGAAAGUCGUCCUCAGAAUUGACGAUGACUGACGUUAAACUUAACAGUGCUUCGGCGAUGCCAUUCGAGUUUGUGCCAUGACAAUCAUCAAUAAAGUAAAAAUGUGUUUGUAA
Molecule: messenger RNA, 9828 nt
Organism: Rhipicephalus microplus (southern cattle tick)
Lineage: Eukaryota; Metazoa; Arthropoda; Arachnida; Ixodida; Ixodidae
Biological process (GO): peptide metabolic process; protein processing
Molecular function (GO): metallocarboxypeptidase activity; zinc ion binding
Source: RefSeq, a predicted model, not a curated record